Molecule: messenger RNA, 2938 nt
Organism: Nicrophorus vespilloides
Lineage: Eukaryota; Metazoa; Arthropoda; Insecta; Coleoptera; Silphidae
Gene: TER94
Product: transitional endoplasmic reticulum ATPase TER94
Exons: 6
Coding region: 151-2565 (804 amino acids)
Biological process (GO): mitotic spindle disassembly; retrograde protein transport, ER to cytosol; autophagosome maturation
Cellular component (GO): VCP-NPL4-UFD1 AAA ATPase complex; cytosol; nucleus
Molecular function (GO): polyubiquitin modification-dependent protein binding; ATP hydrolysis activity; ATP binding
Source: RefSeq, a predicted model, not a curated record
AACGAUCGUCACUUGAGAGGCUGCCGAGGGUUUGUGUGUUUGUGUUGCUGUCGGUGACUAUCCUAGAGGGAAGUAGCUUGUACUUGGAUCACAGCUUAUUCCUUGCACUAGUGCAAAUCUUGCGUCGAUACAUACCAAUCAAAGAAAAUCAUGGCCGAUGGAAAGAAUCCUGAUGAUUUGGCGACUGCAAUCCUUCGCAAGAAGGACAGGCCAAACAGGCUUCUGGUGGAAGAGGCUGUCAACGAUGAUAACUCAGUAGUUGCACUUUCGCAGGCGAAAAUGGACGAGUUACAGCUCUUCAGAGGAGAUACUGUUCUCUUAAAAGGUAAAAGGCGCAAGGAGACUGUAUGCAUUGUACUUUCCGAUGAAACUUGCCCGGAUGAGAAGAUUCGCAUCAACCGAAUUGUUCGCAACAAUUUACGCGUCCGCCUGUCGGACGUUGUAUCCAUCCAGGCUUGUCCAGAUGUGCGCUACGGAAAGAGGAUUCACGUUCUUCCUAUCGACGAUACUGUGGAGGGGCUCACUGGUAAUUUAUUCGAGGUGUAUUUAAAGCCCUACUUCCUUGAAGCGUACAGGCCAAUUCACAAAGAAGAUGUGUUCUUGGUACGCGGUGGUAUGCGCGCAGUUGAGUUCAAAGUUGUUGAAACUGAACCAAGCGCAUAUUGCAUCGUCGCUCCUGAUACUGUAAUUCAUUGCGAUGGAGAUCCAAUCAAACGCGAGGAAGAAGAAGAAGUUCUUAAUGCUGUUGGUUACGAUGAUAUUGGAGGAUGCAGAAAGCAACUGGCACAGAUUAAGGAGAUGGUUGAGCUCCCGCUGAGACAUCCGUCUUUAUUCAAAGCUAUUGGCGUGAAGCCACCACGCGGUAUAUUGCUGUACGGACCACCAGGUACAGGUAAAACUUUGAUUGCUCGUGCAGUCGCCAACGAGACUGGCGCAUUCUUUUUCCUCAUCAAUGGACCUGAAAUUAUGAGUAAAUUGGCCGGAGAGAGUGAGAGUAAUCUUCGCAAAGCAUUCGAAGAAGCUGACAAGAACAGUCCAGCAAUUAUCUUCAUUGAUGAAUUGGAUGCAAUUGCACCAAAACGUGAAAAAACUCACGGUGAGGUUGAAAGGCGUAUUGUUUCCCAAUUGUUGACACUCAUGGAUGGUAUGAAGAAGAGUUCUCAUGUAAUAGUUAUGGCUGCUACUAACAGGCCUAAUUCAAUUGAUCCGGCUCUUAGACGUUUCGGCCGCUUUGACAGAGAAAUCGAUAUCGGAAUACCAGAUGCCACUGGCCGUUUAGAGGUACUUAGGAUUCACACUAAGAACAUGAAGCUGUUCGAUGAUGUCGAUUUGGAACAGAUUGCUGCCGAGACUCACGGUCAUGUUGGUGCAGAUUUGGCAUCACUCUGUUCGGAAGCUGCAUUACAGCAGAUCCGUGAAAAGAUGGAUCUUAUUGAUUUGGAAGAUGAUCAAAUCGAUGCUGAAGUUUUGUCUUCUUUGGCCGUUACUAUGGAGAACUUCAGAUACGCUAUGACUAAGAGUAGCCCGAGUGCUCUUAGGGAAACAGUCGUUGAAGUACCCAACGUCACCUGGGAAGAUGUUGGAGGUUUGGAAGGCGUCAAGCGUGAAUUGCAAGAAUUGGUUCAAUACCCAGUCGAGCAUCCUGAUAAAUUCCUUAAGUUCGGUAUGCAACCGUCCCGCGGCGUACUGUUCUAUGGUCCACCAGGUUGCGGUAAGACUCUGUUGGCUAAGGCUAUUGCAAAUGAAUGCCAGGCCAACUUUAUUUCCGUCAAGGGUCCCGAAUUAUUGACCAUGUGGUUUGGUGAAUCUGAAGCCAAUGUUAGGGAUAUUUUCGACAAAGCCAGAUCUGCCAGUCCUUGCGUGUUGUUCUUCGAUGAAUUAGAUUCCAUCGCAAAAUCUCGUGGAGGAAACGUUGGAGACGCCGGUGGUGCCGCUGACAGGGUUAUCAAUCAAAUCCUUACUGAAAUGGAUGGUAUGGGCGCUAAAAAGAACGUAUUUAUCAUUGGUGCUACUAACAGACCAGAUAUCAUUGAUCCCGCAAUUCUGCGUCCUGGUCGUCUCGAUCAAUUGAUUUACAUCCCAUUGCCCGAUGAGAAGUCUCGCGAGGCUAUCUUUAAGGCGAAUUUGAGGAAAUCACCGGUAGCACGUGAUGUCGAAAUGACCUACAUCGCUAAAGUGACACACGGCUUCUCUGGUGCAGAUAUCACAGAAAUUUGCCAACGCGCUUGCAAAUUGGCCAUCAGGCAAUCGAUUGAAAACGAAAUCCGCAGAGAAAGGGAGCGUGCCUCAAAUCCCAAUCACGCCAUGGACAUGGACGAGGACGAUCCUGUUCCGGAGAUAACCAGAGCUCAUUUCGAAGAAGCUAUGCGUUUCGCUAGACGUUCAGUUUCCGACAACGAUAUCCGUAAAUACGAGAUGUUCGCACAAACAUUGCAGCAGUCGAGGGGCUUCGGCACGAAUUUCCGCUUCCCAUCCCAAGCUGGAAACCCGGCAGCCCCAGGUGGUGGCACUGGAGGCGACCAAGGGAACUUCCAAGACGAUCCAGAGGAUGACCUUUACAGCUAGACAAAAUCGCUCUUAAAUUAACUGCAACAACAACAAAAAAUAACUUUACUUUUAUAUUUGUAAUUUAUUAGUUUUCAUUAUUAUAAUAUCUGAAUGGUUUACUUGUGAACGAUAACGAAACGCAAACACACACACACACAGUAAUGUUUAUUUUCUCGUUAUUUUAUUUGAGAAUAAUAAUAAAAAAAAGGAAAAAAGUAAAAUUGGAAAUGUAAUGUGGGUUUUUUGGUUUGUGUCAUCUGUAAGAGUGAAAUUACUGUAAGCAAAUGUUAAUUCUUUGUGAAUUCCUCAAAUUAUGUUAUCAGAUACAUUCUCGGUAGGUUUUAAAGGAAAUAGAUUUUUAGUAAAUACAAUAUUUAAGGUUUUAAUUUUG